AACCAACGAGAUUGUCUACUGUUGUUAGGGUUUCAACAAAACAGACUCUAUUUCUACUUUCAAACAAUAACACCAACCAUGAGCAAUAAGUUGAAAGUUUCUCACAAGAGUGAUAACACUGAGGAAAUCCACGGAGAAUCUGACGUCUCCAUCGAAAAGUUGGAGGAAAUCCAAGACGAGCUCAAAAAGAUCAAUGAGGAGGCGAUUGACGAAGUUCUUGAAAUCAAGCAGAAGUACAGUGAGGUAAGCAAACCAUUGUAUGAUAAGCGCAACAAUCUUAUCAAUUUUAUUCCUAAUUUUUGGAUAACUGUAUUUUCGAUUCAUCCUGCUCUUAACUCUCUUUUGAACGAAGAAGAUCAUAAAAUAUUCAAGUAUAUAAACUCUCUUGAGGUUGAAGACCAUGAAUAUGUCAAAUCAGGCUAUUCAAUCACUUUUAACUUCAAUCCCAAUCCUUAUUUUGAGGAUACAAAGAUUGUGAAGUCUUUUGCCUUCCUCGGAGAAGGAACAACAAAAGUUACUAAUACACCUAUAAAGUGGAAAGAGGAAAAAGAAAUUCCCAAUGGAAUUAGUCAUGAGAAGAAAGGGAACAAGAUGCCUCAUUAUGAUAUCAGUUUCUUUAGUUGGGUUAGUGAACCUGAGCAGAAAGGUGGUUCGGAUGAGAUUUAUCAUAAUAUUGCAAAUAUGAUCAAGGAUGAUUUAUGGCUAAAUCCUCUUAAGUAUUUCAACAAUGAGGAUUAUGAUGAGGAUGAAGAUGAGUCUUGUGAUGUGGAAAAGGAUGAUAAUAAUGAUGACCAAGACUAUGACGAUAAGGAGGAAAAAUAGUAUAAAAUGCAUGUUCUUGACAUUACCUGGUUUUAUUUAUCUAUUUAUUUAAGGUUAUAGAAGUAUGUUAAUGAAAAACCAAUGUCAAUUGGUGGUUUUCCUCUAAUUGUAAUUUAUUUAUUGCCUUAUGAAGUUAUUUAUGUUUUUUUUUUUGUUUACAAUGAAGCUGAAGAUCGAACCUACGAUCACUAGUAUAAUACAAAACAUCUCGCCACUAAACAAAACACAGUGGCU
Molecule: messenger RNA, 1056 nt
Organism: Trifolium pratense (red clover)
Lineage: Eukaryota; Viridiplantae; Streptophyta; Magnoliopsida; Fabales; Fabaceae
Product: NAP1-related protein 2-like
Exons: 1
Coding region: 79-822 (247 amino acids)
Biological process (GO): nucleosome assembly
Cellular component (GO): nucleus; chromatin
Molecular function (GO): histone binding; chromatin binding
Source: RefSeq, a predicted model, not a curated record